Penicillium hordei is the source of this 1857-nucleotide messenger RNA. RefSeq lists its product as uncharacterized. The transcript is spliced from 2 exons. Bases 1 to 1857 code for a protein of 618 amino acids. NCBI's taxonomy places the organism in Eukaryota, Fungi, Ascomycota, Eurotiomycetes, Eurotiales, Aspergillaceae. The record is from RefSeq and is a predicted model, not a curated record.
AUGCCUGCCCAUCACCAUUGCAACGCUCAUUCUGGUCUGCCCCGCGUUUGGCUGGGUUGGGGUGAGUUGGGCAACCGCAAGGCUCAACUCCAAGAGGAGCAGCACGACUACUUCAAGACCCACAAACCCGAUUUCAAGCUGCGACACCCAGACACCGGCCGACGCGGUUGGAAUGUGCACUUGGAUGUCAUUCGGAAGUCGACCCGGUGGAUUGACUGGCGAAUUCACAAGACUGGGGAUAAGCAGAAGCUUGUUCUUCCUGAUUUGGUACGUGUUGAGCAGAUUGACAGCCUUCUUAAUUACUUCUAUACUGGUGACUAUUCAGUUGAAGAAGCCGACUUGAGAGAUUACUCGAUUAGGCCCUGCCCUGGUGGAUGUGUGACUUGUCCUCAGAUCUGUCAACUCUUGCGCAUUCACUUGGCCAUAUUCCAAACUGCCCUUCUUCUUAGAAUUACUGACCUCCAGGCUCUUGCCUUCCGCAGAUUCCGUGAUCUCAUGGAUACUGCUCCAGCUUUCGUUUUGCAGUAUGCUGUUCACGCAGUGUAUAGUAGGGAACCUAUUCCUGACGGGAGCAACAACUUCCAGAUUACUGGUUUGAAAUCUGUCAAGGACUAUCGCGCUGAGCUAGUGCUGCCUGCAGUUCUAAGGUAUUGCGGAUAUUAUCGACUGAAUCCCCAGCAGAUCACAAGAAACGGGAAAAAGUUGAGAGUUUUUGGCGAGUUGGAGUUUGCUGAGCUACGCCGAAAAAGCCCCAAAUUUGGUGGGGACCUGGCCAUGGGACUGUGGCUGGACACCAUUGAUAUCACAGUUCCGACGAUUCAGUUCCCGGGUAACUCAGAGCCCAUGAGGUCCCUUCAUCCCUACAUGCAGACUCCACUCGCUCCACAGGUGGUAGACCCCAAGCGCUCAAAUUAUCAGUAUGUUACUUACUUGCAGCCAUUGCCCUUCAAGGAUUUCAAUGACCAGCGACCUUCUAACACACCUACAUGGACCCCGUCCCCCCAGUGCACCCCCACUGGGUCUUUUGUUACCCCGCAGACCUCAUUGGAGCACAGGCGGGCACACUCCUUGUUUAACCCGAGCAGUCAGGCUUCAGUGCAACAGACCCCAGUUAUCCCUCAGUUGACCCUAGAACAGACAGAAGAGUUUACCUUCCUUAACAAGGCUCCACUUGAUAACACUAUAGAUCAGAUCACUACGCAACUACCACAGGAAUAUUCCACAGGCCCAGCCGAUUUGAAUGAUAUUGACUGGACAAACACGAUGGACUGGAGCGGAGCGGAUGUACCGGAUGUUGACUUCAGCGCGCUUUUGAACGAUGAUGCUAUGGGUGAGCCAGAUGCGAAUGGAUUGGACUUGACACAGGUUAUGAACUGGACGGGAGAAGACUUGGCCAAUGUGGACUUCACUCAGUUUUUGAAUGAUAACACUUUAGACUUGGAGUCUUUCGAUCCAUCCUGCCUGGACCUGCCUACGGAUAUGGAUUUAGAUCUAACAGAUCCCACUUCUUUUGAUAUGGCGGGUCCACCCAAUAUUGACUUCUCUGGACUGACAUCACAGGAUUCUGUGGACAGUGGAUUCUUGACUCAACCCCAGUACAUAGACUCGAUCUUCCCCGGAAUGGAUAACUAUGUCACUGUUCCUCAGGAGCUUAGUUUUCUUCCAGAACCAUUGAACUCAGAGAUGGCUGUAGACUUUACUGCCUCCAGCCUGAGAGCGGCCCUUUCUGCUAGAGACAAAUCCCGUGCAUCGGUUUCAGGUAAGAGUCAAGACUCUCGUGCAUCGUCUUCGUCUACCCAAGCCCGGUACAAUUUGAGGACUCGCCCGAGCAUGGCUGAUGUGAUUGAGGAACUCUAG